Cynoglossus semilaevis (tongue sole) is the source of this 3382-nucleotide messenger RNA. It is a transcript of the gene sycp1, whose product is annotated as synaptonemal complex protein 1. Lineage: Eukaryota; Metazoa; Chordata; Actinopteri; Pleuronectiformes; Cynoglossidae. Gene Ontology annotation, biological process: lateral element assembly; synaptonemal complex assembly; meiotic DNA repair synthesis. Gene Ontology annotation, cellular component: central element; transverse filament; synaptonemal complex. Gene Ontology annotation, molecular function: double-stranded DNA binding. The record is from RefSeq and is a predicted model, not a curated record. The coding region runs from base 23 to 3115 and encodes 1030 amino acids. The transcript is spliced from 34 exons.
CUGACGCGAUGACGUCACAAUCAUGACAGUCGUCAUUAAACAGAUGGGUAAGAGUUCCUUGUUUGUUAAAAAUUAUACGGCCAAACUAAGGGACCCAUUGACUGUCACCUCACAUUCACCAAAAAAUAAAACAAUGGAGAGAGAUCGUGGUUUCAACUUUAAACUGCUGGUGCCACCCAGAGUGAACCUUGGGCAGGUUUCUGAUGUUGGACGUCAGAAGGCUGUUGAGAAAAUUGGUGAUAAUAUGAAGACACAGGAGCGGGGUUAUGGUGUGUGUUUUGACAAAGAGCAAAAUAAGCCUUUGUCCAGUGCAAGUGUGGCCUCACUAACAAAACAAACAAGACAAGAACUCCCUAAGAUGAAAGCUGUACCACCAGUGGAAAAAAAUGAGCGUAACUACAACCCUGGACAACUUUGUGUCUCACUUUUUGAUGAGUUUGAAAAAAUUAAGUGUUGGAAAGUCAGGGCAGACUCCGACACGAUGCAGAUGGAAAUGCAACUCCAGGAAAACAAGAAAACCAUUGAAACUCAGCGCAAAGCCAUUCAAGAAUUACAGUUUGCAAAUGAAAGUCUCAGUAUGAAGUUGGAUGAACAGAUUAGUGAAAAUGAGGAUUUGAGGAACAGAGACAAUGCAACAAGGAACUUGUGUAGUAUUCUCAAAGACACCUUUCAGCAGUCGGCUGAAAAGAUGCAUUUGUUUGAGUCAGAGAGAGAGGAAACUCAGCACCUUUUAAUUGAAAACAAUGAGCGUAUUCAGAAACUGGUAUCAGCCUUUGAAAGUCUUCAAAUUCAAGUGGAAACUGAUCAACAAGAAAUGCAAAAAGUGAAAGAGAGCCUGCUGCAGUUUGAUGAAAUAAAAGAAAAAAUUUGUGAAGAAUAUAAAACAAAGGAAGAAGAGGUUGCUGUGCUGCAAUCAGAACUGGUGACAAAAGAAAAUGAACUCCAGAAAACUGUGUUUGAACUUCAAAAAACACAGGCUCAUUCUGAGCUACUUCAACUUGAAACAGAUCAACAACAUAAACUUCUAAAACAAAAAGAGAGUGAAAGGGAAACUCUGUUACAAAAGCUUCAAAUUGCUGAGCAGCUCCAUCAAGAAACUCAGAAAAAAUGUGACGCCAGUGUUGCAGCCCUGGAAAUCAAUAAAGUUGAAUAUUCACAGAUCCUUCAAAGCAGGGAAUUAAGUUUAAAAGAAUUGAACAAAAGUAGAAAUGAACAAGCAGAAAAGCAGAAGCAGCUUCAGACAAAAAUCGAAGAGCUCAAGGGUUCAUUGGCUUUGGAGAGGGAAAGAGCCACAGGACUUGAAGGUGAAGUCAGCGCAAAAGACAAGGAUCUGCAAAGAAAAAACAUUCUUUUAUCUGAGAUGCUGGAGCAGAGCACAAAGAAGGACGAACAAAUCAGAGUUCUUCAAAAUGACCUGGACACAAAAUCAAAAUCUAUUAAGUCUUUAGAGGGAAGAAUCCAUGAAACUGAAUUUAAAGUGAAGGAACUAAGAGCUGAGCUUUUGAGUAGAACUGAAGAAGUCCAACUUUUUAAGAAUGAAGCAGAACAGGCGUUAGUGGAGAAAGGUCUUUUAAAGAAAGAUUGUGAAGCUGCAGCAAAGGCACAUGAAGAAUUAAAAGAAAGGUUUGCUGAUACUGAGAUCAAAGUGCAAGACCUGGAGGCACAGCUGUUGAGUGAAAGGGAGAAAAAUAAAGAACACAUGGAGCAGCAGAACAAAGAGAUAUCAAUAGAAAAAGAAAGGUAUGGGCAGCUGUUGACCAGCUUCAAUGAUCUUCAGUCUGAGAAAAUAGCCAUUCAACAGAAGUAUGAGAGUGAAAGAACUGCUUGUAAUGACACAGGAGCAAAUAUAAAGGCCACUGAGGAAAGAGCUGAGAAUUUAACAAGAGAAAAUGAGAAACUUCAAGAAAAGAACCAGAUCCUGAGGGAGACUGUGGACUACAUCAAAACUAACAUUCAGGACAAAUGUCAAAAAACUGAAACUCUACAGAAGAAAUUUGAAGAAAAUUGUGAACAUCUGCAGGAGAAAAUCACAGCAAAAGAAAAACAAUUGACAAACGUGGAAACAAAGCUAAAUAACUUGAGGAAAAAAAUCGAGGAUAAACUUAAAGCUCAGAAGGAAUACCAGAAAGAGAAUACAAUACUGAAGAAACAAUUAUCAAAGGAGGGUGUAAAAAGCAGUCACCUUGAAACUGUGGUCAACAGUCUCCAGGAUGAGACCCAGAGUAUGAAGAGAAUGUACGAAGAGAAACAUCAGAAACUGCUGAACGAAUAUGAGAAAAAAGCAAACUUUGCAUCAGAACUGGAGAAUGAGAUGCUAAAGCUGAGAAUCACAGCCGCAGAUGCCGUCAAGGACAAAGAAGAUACAGAGCUCAAGUGUCAGCAAAAGAUUUCAGAUAUGGUCACACUCAUGGAGAAACACAAGAGUCAGUGUGACCGUAUGGUUGAGGAAAAAGAGGCGGAGCUGGAAGCAUUUAGGAAGAGAGAGAUGGAGACUGUUGCCCGGAUAAACUCAAUGGAACUGGAUCUCCUGAAACAUCAGCAGCUGAAGAAACAACUGAAGAUAGAAAGAACAAAGACAGAAAACCUACAGAAACAACUAACAGAUUUAAAGAAAGAAAUGUCAGCUAUGAAGAAGUCUGGAGGAAGAAACAAGCAGUCACCAGAUCAACAAUUCAGAGAGGGAAAACAUCCACAGAGUCAAAAAGAGAGCAAUUUAAAGAGACACAUGUUUGAUUUUUCUGCGGCUAGAAAACCUGCCCCCUACAGCAAAGAUGGUGGAAGUGUUUCAGAUAUGAAGAACAUGGACACUGACAGCAACGUUGCCUCGACCCCAAACUUGACCUGCAGUUUUAGAAACUCAAAGAUCAAAUCCUACAGAGUAAUAACACCACCCUCUGAUGCGACAGUAGCUCCAUGGCUAAAGACCAUCAUUGAUUUGGACCCCAAGUCUGACAACUCUGAGCUGAAUGACUUAUUGAUACAGAGCCCAGUCCAUCACAAAUCACCAGGGAACUUCCUGAAAUUAGCUGCAAUAAAAAGAAUGAGAGAUGCUGGUUGGACUGCAGUCACUGGCUGUGACAAGAAGAAGAAGAAGAAUGAAAAGAUCUUUGCAUAGAUUUGGAUUGUUUACAAGUUACACUGAUUUAUUGAAGUCUGUAUGUAUGAUGACAUAGUUGUGUUCUUUUGGGAGUCUUAUUCCCACCACCUCAAUUAGUUUGUUUAUCCAGUAAGUAAACAAAUGUGGAUUUAUUGUAGCUUAUAGGCUUAAUACCUAACAAAUGUUCAGAGAGUUUUAUUGUCGUUGCAGUAACUGCACUGUGGGUUUGAUAUGUUGGCUGUUCACUGUCAAGUAAUAGAUAGUAGUAAAACAAUGUUGAAAUCA